Molecule: messenger RNA, 2075 nt
Organism: Sclerotinia trifoliorum
Lineage: Eukaryota; Fungi; Ascomycota; Leotiomycetes; Helotiales; Sclerotiniaceae
Source: the annotation of a GenBank genome assembly
UAAAAGUCCAUCCUCCCCCCUCACUGAUCGCUCUUCAACCUCUUUACAAUCUUAAUACGCCUCUUGAAGAGUGUGUGUAGGAGCUCGUAAGUAUAUUUCUCCAAUAUUCCAUUCAAUUCGAGGCUUUCAGAACUGACACUCCGCUAAUAGAAUUAUCGUUGAGCCUUCUUUAAUUGAUAUCCCGCCAAAACCUCAACAAAUUUGGCCAAUUCACUCUCCAUACUCGACCUCAUUGUGUCCUUCAAUCUUUAACUGGAUUUUCGAAGUGACAAUUACCUUUGAAACUUACAUUCUAUUCCUCUUGGAGUUUGAGUCUACAAAAAUUACAACACAAUGGCCUCUACUACUGCUCUACCAAAGUCUACCGUCCUUCAAAGGACGGUUACUUCUUCCACUGCCGAAUCCUCCCCUUCAACAGCUGUCGGCUCACCCAGUGAUACCCCUAGACAGUCCCCUUCGUCUACCUCUUUGUCCUCCAUGUCAUCCCUGGGCGACGAGAUCAUUAAGACCAAGGCAACCGGAUACGGCAAGCUCAUUGAUACCUACGGAAACGAGUUCGAACUUCCGGAUUAUACUGUCAAUGAUAUCCGAAACGCGAUUCCUAAGCAUUGCUACGAGCGCUCAGGAGCACGAGGUCUGGCUUACGUGGCUCGUGAUAUCACCAGCUUGGCAAUUACCUUCUUCCUUUUCAACAGAUAUCUCACACCAGAGAAUGUUCCCUCGACCCCAGCUCGCGCUGUAUUGUGGGCUGUAUACACGAUUGUUCAGGGCUUAUUUGCCACUGGUCUUUGGGUUCUGGCUCAUGAAUGUGGCCAUCAAUCUUUCUCACCUUCAAAGGUUUUGAACGACACAACUGGAUGGAUAUGUCACUCUGCUCUCCUUGUCCCAUAUUUCUCAUGGAAGAUCUCCCACGGCAAGCACCACAAGGCAACUGGCAACAUGGAACGUGAUAUGGUUUUCGUCCCCAAGACUCGUCAAGAUUAUGCUCACCGUCUUGGGAAUUUCGUUCACGAACUUCACGAGCUCACCGAGGAAACUCCAAUUGCAACUCUCAUCCACUCCAUCAGCCAACAACUUUUCGGCUGGCCUCUUUACUUGUUCAUGAACGUCACCGGCCACAACCAUCACGAGGGUCAACAUGAAGGUCGUGGAAAAGGAAAAGUCAACAGCUUCUGGACCGUCAGUCACUUCAACCCAUCCAGUCCUCUUUAUGAAGCCAAGGAUGCCAAAUUGAUUUUGUUGAGUGAUCUCGGUAUCGCCAUCACCGUCGCCGCUCUGGUCAUGCUCACCAAGACCUACGGUUUCUACAACAUGGCUGUUUGGUACUUCGCUCCAUACCUCUGGGUCAACCACUGGCUCGUUGCUAUUACCUUCCUUCAACACACUGACCCGACCCUUCCUCACUACUCAGGCGAGAGUUGGAACUACGUUCGUGGAGCUGCUGCAACCAUUGAUCGUGAAUUUGGAUUUGUUGGUCGCACUCUUCUCCACGGUAUCAUCGAAACCCAUGUCCUUCAUCACUAUGUCAGCACCAUUCCAUUCUAUCAUGCAGACGAGGCUACCGAGGCCAUCAAACCUAUCAUGGGCCGUCACUACAGAUCCGAUACACGAGGAGGAUCUCUCGGAUUCUUGAAGAGCUUGUGGUCCAGUGCUCGUUGGUGCCAAUGGGUUGAGCCAUCUGAGGGUGCAGAGGGCGAGGGCAAGAAGGUAUUCUUCUUCCGUAACCGCAACGGUCUCGGUACACCACCAAUGAAGCUUAAGGCAUAAAUAGAGUAGACGAAGUGCUCAUAAGCUCAUAUGCUGGUGUAAGGGAUUUGCCAAAAAGUAACUGGUCGUGUGGGGAUUUAUCUGCGUUUGAUUGUUGAUUUUACGGAGGAUGGGGUGUUAAGAGGCGCAAAGACUCACUUUACACGUCUCGAAUCAUUUUGGGACAUUCGCUCACUUCAAUACACUUUAGUCAUUGCGGUGUUGGAGGAUUAAGAUCGCUUGCUUUUACUUCCCGCUUGGAGAUAGAAGUUAGAUAGAAUUAGAAAAGAGUAACUAGAAUAAGAGUCUAAAAUGAAAUUUAUGAACAA